UUGCGGCUUAAUAAUUUCCUACUUGCUAUAUUUUCGAAUUCAAUCGUACUGGAUUUAAAUUCAGUGUUUUGGACGUGAAAAUCGUCAUUGAGCAUUGACUAGCGCAAUUGGCGCCGAGUACCACCAACACGUGGAGUCCGAUCGUUUUAAGCCAUGUCGAAGUACAAUGCCAGUAAGUUGCGGCAAAUGAAACAAGGCGUGGAGAAAAUACAACAUGGUAAGUUACGGACAAACAUACCAGCCGGCAUGGCCACACCGGGGCCUCCUCUCGGGCCUAUGUUGGGGUGCAGGGGCAUCAACAUUACGGCUUUCUGCAAGGACUUCAACGAGAAGACCAAAGACAUAAAAGAAGGCAUACCACUGCCGACCCGGGUGCACGUCAAUCCAGACCGCAGCUAUCAGAUAUCGAUUACAAAACCCCCGUCCAUGUACUACCUGAAGCAAGCUGCGGGCAUACAAAAAGGAGCCAUGAACCCCCUGAAAGAGACGGCCGGAAUGGUUACGCUCAAACACGUGUACGAAAUAGCGUUGAUCAAGCAGUCUGACGAGAACCUGGAGUUCAGGGAACUAGAAGAAAUAUGCAACAUGUUAAUUUCUACUGCCAGGUCGUUAGGCAUCAAAGUAGUCAAAGAUUUGAAUGCAGAGGAUUAUCAACAAUUCUUAGAAGAACGAAAAGUUGUGUUGGAAGAACGAAAACGAGAAUUGCAAGAACUGAAAGAAGCAAAAAUGCUUAGAACCGCGUAAAUAAUUAGUUAAUCAUCAUUGUUAGAAGUAUGUAUCAAUAAAAAUUAGUUUUAUAUAAACUCACUGUGUUGUUA
This is a messenger RNA of Diuraphis noxia (Russian wheat aphid), 818 nucleotides long. RefSeq names its product mitochondrial ribosomal protein L11 (gene mRpL11). The record is from RefSeq and is a predicted model, not a curated record. Gene Ontology annotation, cellular component: ribosome; mitochondrial large ribosomal subunit. Gene Ontology annotation, molecular function: large ribosomal subunit rRNA binding; structural constituent of ribosome. Lineage: Eukaryota; Metazoa; Arthropoda; Insecta; Hemiptera; Aphididae. Gene Ontology annotation, biological process: translation.